This is a messenger RNA of Thunnus maccoyii (southern bluefin tuna), 3330 nucleotides long. Its product is annotated as ras-related protein Rab-3A-like. Gene Ontology annotation, cellular component: synaptic vesicle membrane; axon; synaptic vesicle. The transcript has 5 exons. Gene Ontology annotation, biological process: maintenance of presynaptic active zone structure; regulation of synaptic vesicle fusion to presynaptic active zone membrane; axonogenesis. NCBI's taxonomy places the organism in Eukaryota, Metazoa, Chordata, Actinopteri, Scombriformes, Scombridae. Gene Ontology annotation, molecular function: GTP binding; GTPase activity. Bases 97 to 756 code for a protein of 219 amino acids. The record is from RefSeq and is a predicted model, not a curated record.
UACGCCGGAGCUGUCAAUCACAAGCAACUGCAGGUGCAAAGCUGGGCUCUGGGCUAGCCGCUGCAGCAAGGCUGAGGACAAAACACACAUUUCACGAUGGCGUCUGCAAAUGCCACAUACGGACAGAAGGAGUCCUCAGACCAGAACUUUGACUACAUGUUUAAAAUCCUCAUCAUCGGCAACAGCAGCGUAGGAAAGACCUCCUUCCUCUUCCGCUACGCAGACGACUCGUUCACGCCGGCCUUUGUCAGCACAGUGGGCAUCGACUUCAAGGUCAAGACCAUCUACAGGAACGACAAGAGGAUAAAGCUGCAGAUCUGGGACACUGCUGGCCAGGAGCGCUACAGGACGAUCACCACAGCCUACUACAGGGGAGCCAUGGGCUUCAUCCUCAUGUAUGACAUCACCAACGAGGAGUCCUUCAACGCUGUGCAGGACUGGUCGACUCAGAUCAAGACGUACUCGUGGGAUAAUGCCCAGGUGCUCUUGGUGGGAAACAAGUGUGAUAUGGAUGAUGAACGAGUGGUGGCUACAGAGAGGGGCCGGCAGCUGUCAGAGCAGCUGGGUUUCGAGCACUUUGAAGCGAGCGCUAAAGACAACAUUAACGUGAAGCAGACCUUCGAGCGGCUGGUGGACAUCAUCUGCGAGAGGAUGUCGGAGAGUCUGGACAACAACGACCCGACUGUCACCGGGAAUAAACAAGGGCCACAACUCAACGAGCAGCCGCAAAGGUCCCAUCAGGAUUGCGCUUGCUAAACAACGAAUGCAUACACACACACACACACACAUACACACACACUCUGUCCUGCUGUCCUGAAAUCCACACACAAGUUUCAGUUAUUUUUCAGUUUGUCUCUCGCUCUCAUACGCACAUACACGCAUUUAUUCCACACAAACACACAGCCAUACAGAGGCACACAAAGCUGGCUGCUGAGAUUCUGUACCCCUCUCACUACACCAAGCGCACCAUCGUCUCGAGCCAGCUUUUCCCAAAGCUUUGGUGUUUGCAAAUUAAUAUCACCAGGAAAUCUCUCUUUUUUUUUUUUUCAGUAAUACAGAGAACACAUGAUUAUACUUAGUCAGAGGGGUGACGAAUGUUUAACAGAGAAACAAUCCCAAGUUCUUUUAUACUUGUACGUGUACACACACACACACAGACACUAUGCUGUAUCUUAACAGAAUUUUAAAAGGCCAGUCAAGGCUAGGACUCUUAUCAUUCCGCAUUGAGGUGUUUGUAAUUGGGUUUAAUUGUAAAAGGCUGUGAAGGAGGGACAUUUCACUGCCCCGUCUUCUGCAACCCUCCAGUCCCCCUCAGCACGAACGCCUCAAACCUAAAUGGAUAUAAAUCAUAUCAGAAUUUUUAGUCCCAUUGAAAAUCUAUGUUUGUUGCUGUGGAUAGAGUUGCUGUUUUUUUAAACGUUUUUGAGUUGGUUGGGUGUGGUUUUUGAGCAUGUGAAAUCACCGGUCCGUCCUAGUGUUGUGACUGAGUUUCUACGAAUAUUAAGGUCUAAGUUUGACGUCCAAACAGGGUCAUUUGAAAGUUAAUCUCUCUUUCAAUUUUAAAAUAAACACAACACUCAUGCAUAUCAGUUUGCUAGUUGAAUCACAUCGUUGUAGGAUUCAUGUUUGGCCCUUUCUCAGAUUUUAAGUUGUUUUUGUUUUUUUAACUUCUGUAUUUGAGAGCAGUCUGGAUCACAGUAUCAGUCACUUGGCUGAUCUGGUCAGUGUGGUUUGGUGUUAGGAGCUGCAUAGCCUCUUGGUGCCGCUAAAUUUUAAAUUUAUAGUCUUUUUUACUUUUUUGUUCAGAUUUUUAAGACAUACAACUAAAUAAAAGGAUAAGGGAUGAUAUGAGUGUAUAAAUGUUUGAAAGUCCAUAGAUAUGCAUUUUAAGAUGCAUAUAUAUUAUAUAUAUAUAAUUCAAAUAUACAAUAAGGAUGUUGGAUUCCUGCCUGUGCUUUAGUGAGAGGUGCAUGUUGUUGAUGUUGCUGGUUGACUGGAUGGUUAUUUGUAUGAGCUGUUGACGGCCUAUUCCUAGUCUGACUUGCAGUUUGAGUACUUAAAGGUACCAAGUGGAGCUAAAGGUUUCACAUGUUAAGCUCAUGGCCCCUUCUCAUUGUAUUAACUUUCAUUCUCUGCAUACAAUGUGCAACAUGCGCUCACUAGAAAGGCAUGUGAUUCAGUAUGAGCACUUUGUGCACCAAAGACCCGCCAUCUCCAUCAACUUCCAAAACUUCUCUGUUAUCAUAGUGGAUAUUUUCAUCUUUUAUGUUUGGGGGAACAUAAUGUUUCAAGCAUGUUAAAUGUGGAAUCUAAAGUUAGGGAUUCGUCUGCUCGUGUAAACAGUACAAACCUCCUGUAAGUCCUGCGUUCACUGAUGCGCUGAGGCAUUCAAAAACACACACACACGUUAUUUCGAAAUGUAACUUAUUUAUUUAUUUUAUAUUAUUUAUAACGUAAUUUAUUUUUCAGAUGGUGUUCUUCUAGAUUAUGCGUCGCAAUCUGCUCUCUACUUUUUAAAGAGAUGUUCAAUAGUAUUCAAUUGCUUAAACUCUCCCAGCUUUUGACUGAAAUGUACACGUGUUUACAGUGAAUAUAAAGCUUAAGAUGCCUCCUGAAGAGGAAAGUUAAACAUUCCAGUGAACUUCUUAUCACGUCCACACGGAUUUAGUGGGAAGUUUGUUUGUCUUUUGAUAUCGGUUAUGUAACUUUUAAGACUUGGUAGUGUAACAGCAGACUGUUCUCACAGAGCAAUAGCAGUUCUUUCUUCUCCACACCCAAAUAUCAGCAACACAACCCAGCUGAAGGUUUGAAACACACACAUACUGCGUGUGGGUGUGUGAGUGUACAGUUUGUAUUAAGUUCAAAUGCAGUCUCUUAAUAAUUGUUCUUUCCAAAGAAGUCUCGACAUAAAAUAAAGAGCCAAAAAAAAGAAAAGAGCUUGUUUGACAAACCUGUCUGGUAGUGUUUUUCACUCUGCAGUAGCUUCAGAAAGGGAAAAUGUUUUGGGAAGUAAACUGAAUACUCUGAACACUUCAUUAAAAAAAAAAAAAAAGUUAUUCUUACUGCAUUUUCACUUUUGACUUUUUGUUGUUGAUUUUUGUUACUUUAUUUAUUGUGUUUUGCUACAGCUGUAAACCUGCAGAUGACUUAGGAACAAGCACCAGUCCUGUUCAGCUCUCCUCCUCCUCCUCUUCCUCCCUUUCCCGUCAUAAAUCUUGUAAAUAGGAAUUUUCUGCCCUGUCGGGUAUUUAGUUGUGUGAAUUGUGCUGUAAUUCUGUAAUGCCAGAUUUGCUAAAACGAGGAAUCAAUAAAUAAAUUCUACAAGCUGGA